This is a messenger RNA of Micromonas commoda, 871 nucleotides long. It is a transcript of the gene EIF5A, whose product is annotated as eukaryotic translation initiation factor 5A. Gene Ontology annotation, biological process: positive regulation of translational termination; positive regulation of translational elongation. NCBI's taxonomy places the organism in Eukaryota, Viridiplantae, Chlorophyta, Mamiellophyceae, Mamiellales, Mamiellaceae. The transcript is spliced from 4 exons. Gene Ontology annotation, molecular function: ribosome binding; translation elongation factor activity; RNA binding. The record is from RefSeq and is a predicted model, not a curated record. Bases 101 to 598 code for a protein of 165 amino acids.
CUUCCGGGUUUUACCUUCGUAGGGUUUUAGGAGUAUCAGAAACAUCCGUCACGGACACGGGCCAAGCCAACUUAGCAACCCUCGAUCCAUUCAUUUCGCCAUGUCCGAUGAUGAAGAUGUCGAACAGUUUGAAACUGCCGAUUCCGGCGCCUCCACGACGAUCCCGAUGCAAGCGGGUAACGUCCGUAAGGGAGGUUUUAUGGUGAUCAAGGGCCGCCCCACUAAGGUCAUCGAUGUGACGACUUCGAAGACUGGAAAACACGGCCACGCCAAGUGUCACUUCACAGCCACCGAUAUUUUCACCGGAAAGAAGAUGGAAGAGCUCGUACCUUCUUCCCACAACUUAGAGGUGCCAAUAGUCUCGCGCGAAGACUACACCCUAGUCGAUCUGAACGACGAGGGCUUUCUUGGUCUCAUGGAUGACUCGGGAAAUGUCCGAGAGGAUCUGAAGCUUCCCAGUGGCCACGACGAUGCCGAAGCUCUUGCCAGACAGAUACAGGCGCAAUGGGACGAAGGAAAAGAACUCGUCCUCACUGUUUUGAAAUCGAUGGGCGAGGAGCAGGUCAAUGCAACCAAGGAAGCACCGAAGCAAGAUUAAUAACAUAUCGAACAGAUCAACGAGUUGAGCCGAAGACAGCUCCCGGUAACCUGGAAUUUGAUUGACGCAUGGUGUUGGUUGGCCUACGCCACGUCACCCGCACAACUUCGACGGCGCUUUUGAACACGCCUGCCUAAGACAUAUCGGCGUCUUCAUCAUGCGGUAGACAAACUUUCGGCACCGUGAACCGGGACCAGAAAAAGUUGUCUGAAGUCCACUGGUUUCUCUACAUCAUCUUCAUAUUUUAUACGACCCAAAAAGUAGGGUUAACUU